UCUGGUAACUUUAUGGGAAUUCUGCUAUGCUAUUUUUUCCGAGUCACUGGGGUCAAGACCUUUAAUUUAAGACACCUCCCACCUCCCACUUUUCUGCGACUUACCAGACGUCCAAAAUUUUCUGGUAAAGAUUUUGUCUUACAGAAUUAUAUAUAAGGAUUGCGCAAUAAUUUUUUUGUACCCUUCCUCACUUUGUGUCGUCGUCACUCGUCUUGUCAACUCUUUAUUUAUCUUUCUUUAAAUUAGUUACUUUCUAAUUUAAUUAAUUACUGGGAUAGAUGAUGGACUUGGAUCUCGUAGCUGGAACGAUGUAGACAAGCAGUGAAGAUUAUUUAUUCUCGAUGAGAAUUUAAAUCUAUUUUAGAGUAGUAAUUGAGUUCAAAUGGCCAAUCAAAACAAUCUGAAAUUUUAAGGAGUUGUUAUAGAGAUGCUUAAUAAAAGUAUGUCUGACUUGGAUUUUAUACUUGGCAAUGAAAAUAAUAUUAUGGAAGGAAUCCUGAAGAACAGUCUUGACGUAGUGGAAGUCUUGGCGGGGAAUGGGAAUGAGGACAUGGGAGCUGAAAGGAGUGGUUUAGAUUUACUUCAGAAUGAUAGAUACAUUUUUAUGGAUAAAAAAUAAAAUAAGGAAAAGAAGAGACUAGAAUACUCAAGGUGUUCUUUGCAAAGAAAACUGAGAUUACACAACCCAGCUUAGUGGAAGAAAUACAACUGCUGUGCCCAAAUCAUGGCAGAGUCGGAGAAUUAUAAAACUAGACUGAGGAACAUCUCGUCAUCUCUGGAAAAGAUUGUAGAAUGCCCAGUAUGUCUGGACACAAUCCGAAUUCCAUUUAAGACAUGCAGCAGAGGUCAUGGGGUUUGCAACAGCUGCUGCGAGAAGCUAAAGAACUGCCCAACAUGCCAAGGUCCAUUUAUAAUAGAGAAUCCUGUGUGUUUGAAAAACAUUCUGGAAGCCAUACCUCGUCAGUGCAAGUACCAUGGAGAUGGUUGCGAAGAUGUUGUGGAGCCCGCGAGUGACCAUGAGGAAUUUUGUGGCUUCAGACCUGUGAAGUGUAGGGACAGAAAUUGCAACACUGUGACUCCUCUAAUAAAACUGAUGGAUCACUACAAGAAAGAGCAUCAUCAAUGGUUCCUGAGGUACAAAGCAAAUUCAACUGAAUUUUUGGUUUGGAGUAAUUUUGACCCUGAAAAACGUCAACAUAGUCCUCCUCUUAUCUUUGUGUUUGACAAUAUAUUCUGGUUUAACGAAAAUUUUAAUCAAAAUCAGAAAUAUUUAGAAAUCACCUUUGAAGCAACUCCGAUCGGGAAGUUAAAAAAUGAUUAUUUUGUUAAAGUUAAGGUUGAAAAAGGUGAUUUUUUAUAUGCAUCUACAUUGAAGGCUUCUGUGGUGAAGGGUUGUCAAAAAGAGGAGAACACAAACUGGGAUAAUUGCAUGAGGAUUCCACAGAGCUCCUUAUCUAAUCUUAUUCUUGAAAGAAAUUUUAAAUAUGAGUUGAAGUUUUUUGCAUGCAAAAAGUAAAAUCUUCUUAUGUACAUUAAACUUAGUUGAAAAUGGUUCAAAUUGUGUUGCAAUGUUAAGUUUUGUGUAUAAAGCUUUGACAUUUUCGGUUUACCUCCCUCAGCUGAGUAUAAUACCAGCCUCUUCACUCAGGAUAAAAAUUGAACAAUCUAUGCUAUUUAUUUGAUUAGAUUUAUGAGAGUUUGGUUAAAUGUUAACUUUGUUAACUUGUUAUAUCCUGUCAUCAUCGAGUAUCUAAUAUAGUACAGUGCAAAUAGCAAUAACAAAAUUUUUUGGCCUAACCUCAAUAUCCAAAAUGAAAGCUAACUUUUGACUCUUAACUGUUCAAUAUACACUAGUCCUCAUAAGCGUUUGGGGUUUGGAAGGUUAAUAAAUUUGUAGUUUUCUUUUAAAUAUUUCAAUAAUUUUGCUGUUAAGCGCAAAUCACUUUACUUACAAAAAUAAUCUAAGAUAAAUUAUCAUUAACUAUAAUAGCUAUUUAGAUAUUUCGUAAAAUCCCAAAUUCUGCAGAUUUUUCAACUUUAAUCCCCCUUUCCCCCGAACCUAACGAUAAAAAAUAUGUAUAUUUUUACCAGGCAAUAUGGGAACUGUAUUGACCGGUUUGGAGUCUAAAGUUAGCUUUCACUUUGGAUUUUGAGGUUUCAGUCUAACUGCACCUAUUUAAUAUCAAAGAUUUAAAGCAAAUGUGUACUAUGAUAUGACUUUGCAGUUCCUUUAACUAAACGAUUUUGUAGUUGUGAAGAGUAACACGAUAGUGUCAUAUAAGAAAACCUAGACAAUAUUUAUUUAAGAUUUUGUAAGUUUGUGGUUAAUAAUGUCAAAUUUUUUGAGCUCAUAAGAUACAGUACAAUGAUUAUUCUAUCUGUAAUAUGCAGAUAGUAUAGGGAUGAGCUAAAUGAUUUGUGUUGUUAUCAUGUUAAAAACUACGUAAUGAUUUUGUAUUUUGCCACAUAAUGAUGCAAUUGAUUGUGUUUCUUGAUACUUUUUUAUUCAUUUUCCAUUAAAGCAUAUUUUUAAGAUCUUAUAAAAGUUCAAAUAUUUCGAUAAGUUGAUGUAAUCUAAAAAAGUGUGAGACUCAAUUAAACUUUACUUGUUUGUGUAUGAAAUA
This is a messenger RNA of Macrosteles quadrilineatus (aster leafhopper), 2624 nucleotides long. RefSeq lists its product as uncharacterized. Gene Ontology annotation, cellular component: cytoplasm. The coding region runs from base 725 to 1516 and encodes 263 amino acids. Gene Ontology annotation, molecular function: ubiquitin conjugating enzyme binding; ubiquitin protein ligase activity. Gene Ontology annotation, biological process: multicellular organism development; proteasome-mediated ubiquitin-dependent protein catabolic process. The record is from RefSeq and is a predicted model, not a curated record. The transcript is spliced from 4 exons. Lineage: Eukaryota; Metazoa; Arthropoda; Insecta; Hemiptera; Cicadellidae.